AUGAGUGGAAGAGGCCCGAAUGGAACUGCCAACGUCUCCUACACGGAAUUCUUCCUCCUUGCCUUCCCCGGCCUCCAGCAAUCCAGAUACCUCCUGGCCGUCCCCUUCUUCUGCCUUUACGCUUCGAUCAUCAUUGGAAACUCCAUGCUGAUCUACACCAUUAAGGCAGAGAGCAGCCUCCACUCCCCCAUGUACGCGCUGAUCGCGUUGCUCUUCGGGGUCAAUGUCUGUGGCACCACAGUCAUCCUUCCCAUGAUGCUUCUCAGCGUCAUUUUCGGAGCCAUCCGCAUUUCCCUGACGGCCUGCCUCGUCCAGAUGUUCUUCCUCUACUUCGUCCGCCUGGUAGACUGCAACAUCCUCGUCGUGAUGGCUCUGGACAGAUACAUGGCCAUUUGCCACCCGCUGCGCUACGUGGACAUCAUGACAAAGAAGCUCAUGGUGAUACUGAGCCUGGUGGCUCUUGCCCGGAGCGUGGCCGUGGUGAGCCCGGUGGUGAUCCUGGCUUCUCAGGUGAGGUUCUGCCGGUCCAACGUCAUUGGGCAUUUUGUCUGUGAACACAUGGCCCUCAUGAGGUUGUCUUGCGGCGACAUCUCCAGGAACAAGAUCGUCGGCCUGCUAGUAAGGACCAUCACCGCCAUCUUUGACCUCAGCUUUCUCCUGACUUCGUACAGCCGCAUCUUUCACGUGGCUCUGCAGAUAAGUUCCGGCCACCUCCGGAGCAAGGCCUUCCACACCUGCGGCACCCACCUCAUGGUUAUCCUCACGGUCUAUUCUUGCAGUCUCAUCUCCUCCAUUGUGUUUCGCUUAGCCAAGUCUGCCACUCAGGACGUCCACAAUCUAAUAAGUGCCAUCUACUUAUUGCUCCCUUUGGCAGUCAACCCCAUCAUUUACGGCAUGAGAACCAAAGAGAUCAGGAACAACUUCUUGAAGCUGUUCAAGAGCAAAUGGCCUCCUUUGAGAUCCGUCAAAGAAACAGGUGGGGACAGAGUCAAGUGA
Molecule: messenger RNA, 996 nt
Organism: Gekko japonicus
Lineage: Eukaryota; Metazoa; Chordata; Lepidosauria; Squamata; Gekkonidae
Product: olfactory receptor 52K1-like
Exons: 1
Coding region: 1-996 (331 amino acids)
Biological process (GO): G protein-coupled receptor signaling pathway
Cellular component (GO): membrane
Molecular function (GO): olfactory receptor activity; G protein-coupled receptor activity
Source: RefSeq, a predicted model, not a curated record